CGGGCGGGCCGGCCGGUGGUGCGAGCGUCCUGGGCCCGCGCUCCGCCGCCGGCCGGCCGGCCAUGCUCAUCACGCUGUGCUACCUGUACCUGUGGGCGCGCUGGGGGCGCGGGCCGGCCGCCCUCGUGCGCACCACGGUGCAGCGGCUGCGCGCCUCGCGCUGUUCCUUCACCUUCUGCGGCGCGGCGGCGCAGCCCCGGGGCGCCCGCGUGUGCCUGAGCCACGGCGGCCGCGUCUUCUGCGUCGGCGAGAGCCAGUCCAUUGAUGACUUGAACAAAUGGGCGCUGUUUCUGGUUUCUCCUUUCAUACUUGAAGCAGAGCAUAUAGCAUUUGUGACAGAGAGCAUUUGGGCGCAGGGUACGGAGGGACCGAGGCUGGCAUCCUGUCCAGAAACCACUGUGAAGUGGUCGGACUGUUGUUUGCCGUUAGCUUGCAGACCUGGGGAUCCUUAUCAAUUAAUCGCCAAAGCGAGUGUGGAGGACUUCAGCAAGCUGGGGGUGGCGUUCCUGGAAGACAGACUGCAGAUGGCUAAUGGGCUGGUAGCCCAAAAGAUCGUUUCGGUGCACUUGCAGGACUCCGCGCUGAAGGAACUUAGGGAGCAGGCCUCCGACACGCCGGCCCAGAUCCUCCAGCCCGACCCCGAAUCUUCUGUUGAGAGGAAGCCCAAGCCAAACGCCAUGGAGCACAUUGGCAAAGGGGACCCACAGGUCCUGGGUCCUGCGCCUAUGCUGGGCAAAGACAGUGUCCCGGGGGUGGAGCCUGCUGAGGAGAGUGACAGGGGCGUGGGCCCCGUCGAGCACUGUCACCUCCAUCUGUCUAGUUGCCACGAGUGUUUGGAGCUUGAGAACAGCACCAUUGAAUCGGUCAAGUUCGCCUCGGCAGAGAACAUUCCAGACCUUCCCUACGAUUUCAGUCUGGAGGGCGUCGCUGAUGACCUCUGCCCUGAGAGAGGACAGAGGAGGGUCAAUGUCUCAGGAAAGGCACCCAACAUCCUCCUCUACGUGGGUGCCGGCUCCCAGGACACCCCGGACCGGCUCCAGCAGGUCCGGUCGGCUCUGGCCGACUGCGUGGACACGGACUGUUACACCCUCUACCACCUGCCGCAGGAAAGUGCCCUCAGGGACCCGUGGCCAGACAACUGUCUGUUGCUGGUCAUUGCCGCCAGGGAGUCCAUCCCUGAGGACCUGUCCCGGAGGUUCCUGGCCUAUCUUUCUCAGGGAGGGAAGGUUCUGGCCCUGGCAUCGUCCUUCACGCUUGCUGGCUUCCGGGUGACAAGCAAGGCCCUGCUGCAGCACACGGUCCAGAGCUUGGUUUUCUACAAGGCUGACCAGAGCCAGGUGAAGCUGAGCAUCCUGAGCAGUGGCUGCAUUUACGAGGGGGGCCCCGGGGAGCCGCUUGGCCUGGGCCAGCUCCAGGGCCACCUGGACAGUGAGGACAAAGACAAGCUGAUUGUGCAAGUGCCUUUUGGGACACGUGGAGGAGAAGCUGUUCUUUGCCAGGUGCACUUGGAACUACCUCCCAGUUCUCCAGGGGUACAAACUCAAGAGGACUUUGAUCUGCUCAAAUCAAGCAAUUUUAGAAGAUACGAAGUCCUUAAGGAGAUCCUGACUACCCUGGGCCUGAGCUGUGACGUGAAGCAAGUUCCUGCCUUAACCCCUCUUUACCUGCUGUCCGCCGAGGAAAUCCGGGGUCCUCUUAUGCAGUGGCUGGGGAAACACGUGGAUCCUGAAGGAGUUAUAACAUCUAGCAAGCUCUCCCUUAAAUUCGUUUCAUCCUACACAUCUGAGGUGGACAUCACCCCGUCUGCCAUACCUGUGGUGACUGACACGGCGGCCUUCUCCUCAGAAAAUUUUAACUUUGAGAUCUACCGACAAAAUUUGCAGACCAAGAAACUUGGAAAAAUAAUUCUGUUUGCCGAAGUGACAUCCACCACAAUGAGUCUUCUGGACGGGUUGAUGUUUCAGAUGCCGCAGGAAAUGGGUUUAAUAGCCAUCGCCGGCCGCCAAACGCAGGGCAAAGGGCGGGGAAGCAAUGCUUGGCUGAGCCCCGUGGGGUGCGCUCUUUCUACGCUGCUUCUCACCAUCCCACUGAGGUCCCAGCUGGGACAGAGGAUCCCGUUUGUCCAGCAUCUGAUGUCCCUGGCCGUCGUGGAGGCGGUGAGGUCCAUUCCCCAGUACCAGGACAUCAACUUACGGGUGAAGUGGCCCAACGAUAUUUAUUACAAUGACCUCAUGAAGCUCGGUGGCGUUCUGGUUAACUCGACACUUAUGGGAGAAACAUUUUACAUACUUGUCGGCUGUGGCUUUAACGUGACUAACAGCAACCCUACCAUAUGCAUCAACGACCUCAUCACAGAAUACAAUAAGCAACACAGCGCAGGCCUGAAGCCCUUAAGAGCUGAUUAUCUCAUCGCUCGAACUGUGACCGUGCUGGAGAAACUGAUCGACACAUUUCAGGAGGAGGGGCCCAAUGGCGUUCUUCCUCUGUAUUAUAAAUAUUGGAUACACAGUGCUCAGCAAGUCCGCCUGGGAAGCACCGAGGGACCAAAGGUGUGGAUAGUCGGCCUCGAUGAUGCCGGGUUCCUUCUGGUUCACCAGGAGAACGGCGAGGUGGUCACCGUGCAUCCUGACGGCAACUCCUUCGACAUGCUGAGAAACCUCAUCGUGCCCAAGCGGCCUUAGUGCCCGCGGAAGAGGCCAGGCCCCGCGCCGCUCAGAUGAGUCGGGCCCGAUGCGAGUGCACUGCAGACGCAUUCCAGCUGGAUUUCUGCCCCUUUCCUAGCCCGUGGAUCUGCGAAACUAACCCUGAGCUCUAGGCGAAGUUUUUCUCCCUCCGGCUAACCUAUGACUUCUUUAAUUUUAUUCUUUCGUCAUUUUAUUUGGUGUUUGAAGAUGUUUGGGUGAAGAUUUAGUUCGUUUGAAAGCCCUGCCACAGGUGUGAAAUUGUUCUUCCCUCUUGGAAUUGGGUGUAUGCUAAUUCACCAAAAAAAAAAAAAAAAAGUUUUUACACGGAAACAGCAAUGGAAUAAAUGUUUUCCUGUAGCGGAGAGCUUUACCCCUAGACUAUUGAAAACAAAUUUCAGAAAACGCUUUUGGGCCCAGGCUGUUGGUGAGUUAGAGUCAUGGGAACAGUUUACAAGCGAAGUGUUUUCCUGCAGAACAUAUGCUGGCACUCGGUCAUCAUUUUGGUUUUUUUGUUAAUGAAGAAAAGCGAGGGUGGAUGUCGAAGAGUGACUCUCAGCCUGGUGGUUUGUGGUCCAGUCACGAUGUCUAAACGGCUACAGAAGCACAUCUAGCUGGUAUGAUUGCCAUGACCUUUCACUUUGCUUUGCAAUUACUUUGACAUCAAUUAAUGAGCUCUCCUUUCAUGAGUUUAAAUUUAUUGCAUAUUCUGAAGUGCUGGGAUCAAGUUCAAGAUCCUUAACGCGUUGAUUAGGCAAUUGCUGGGCCGUGAGGGUGGAUGAUUUGGCUCUAACAGCUGGAGAUGAAGUCUUCCUCUCAUACCACACGCAAAGGAGGAUUUGGAGCUUUUAAGCCUUGCUUUGAAAUGUGGAGCGUUCUUGCAGGACUGAGCAGUACACAGAAUAUAGAAAUACAUGCCCGUUCAUUUGUAAGUCAUAUUUUUUGCCUCCUUUUUCUUAUAUUGCCCAAAAAGAAAAUGUUAUUGAUACUGAAUAGUGGUACCCUCAGUUAAGAGGUGUGUGUGUCUGUGUGUGUGUGUGUGUGUAGCUUUAAAAGACGUUCCAAAUCUGAUGCCCUAAGAGUCUCCGUGGAAGAACAAAAGAAAGGAAGCCUUUUGAUAUACAUUUGCUAUUUCCAGAUGUAUUCCAUGCUUUUUCCAUGUAACUCCUAUCUCUCUUGAACUUGAGAAUCAUACGCAUUACUUUGCAGCCUGAAAAGGCCAUUUUUGGGUCCGUUUUUCUCUCUUCCUGCCAAUCCCAGCUGAAAUUAGUCGAAAGAAAAUUUGAUGAGGCUCUCAGCUUUGAACAAAAUCCCCUUAUGAUAUACUAGCACCAUCUUUAUCCAGCUUUACGCAGUCAGGCUAACUCCAGAAACUUGUGGUUUGCAGUAUAAAAUCGGUCUACCUUUAGCCAGGCACAGGCAGCCCUCCAUAGGAAGGAAAAUAAUAACACGUUUAGUUAAGUACACCAAUGCAAUAUGUGCGUUUUCGAAAUGUAACUUUAAAGUAACUUCAGAAGUAAUCUUUGCAAAUAAGGCUUCAAUUAGAAUUAUUUUUCUUAAAAAAUCGCCCACUCUCUCUUAAAUGCCCAAGUCUAAAGAAAAGUCCACAGCACCCCAGAAUUACAAAAUCACCCCUGAGAGGACAUCUGCAAAAUAUCACCAAGAAGAAAGAUCUCAGACUAAUGUUGCAAGUUUCAUUUCUCAAACUUUGUAAUAGAAGGCCAGUCAUCUCUCAGAGCUGCCAUCUUGACUUUUUGGAUUUCUUUGGGGGGUUAUUUAAUGAAAAACAUGCCAUGAUUUGCUUUAAGCUAAAGUCCUAUUCUAGACAGUCUGCUUUGAGAAGAAAAAAAAAAAAAAGGUUAUCAUUUAAUUUCCUUUUGGUAAAUUAAAACUAAUGAAGUGUGGCCACGUCGAAGCAGAUGGAGACGUUCGGGCGUAUCGCUUUGCCUCUGUGCUUCUAAGACUCGUCUUGCUUGGGCCGACACCCAGUUGUCUUGAGGGGGACGAAACAGACUUGGCACAGAGAUGAAGAUACUUGGAGCAGUGUUUUUACAUAAACCUGAUUUUGCCUCAGAUGAACCAAAGACUUUUUAAUUCUGCUUCCUGUAGAAGAACAGCUGGAUAAAGGCACUUGACUGAUAGCUCUUAGCAUUAAGGAAGCUUGUCUACCUGCUAUACUGCACUCAUCCAUUUGGGGCGUUUGUGCACCCCGUAAUCUGUGAUCUCCAGGAGCUUCAACGUCUUAACGGGAACUUUGCAUUUUCAUCUUAAUCUUUAAAGACCACAGCUUUGGCAUUUAACCUCAGGACUGGCCUGUGCUUUUAGGAUAUUUGAAUUGUGCCCCACUUCAGAGGCUGUGCAUUGAGCAUCUACCAAGUUAUGUAAAAGGCAAGACACCCUCCCCUCUGGGCUGGUAGCAAAUUUCAGAGUAAUUCUUGAGGACAAAUGCCCUAAAAUAGGACACAGCAAUAGCAGGGCUUCCUGUGGCCCCUUGCUGGGUCAGUGCUCCUUGGCGGUGGUUGUCCUAGCAGCAUGUACACUGCAAGUCAGAAGUAUUUGUGUCCGGUGGGGUUUGCUGCUGCAGCACAUUGACGCCUAAUAUGGGAUCAAGUGGCCCAAGGAAGGGUGGGUGCAAGGCCCAGAGAGGGGCCGAUUGCAGCAUUCCCCCCUCCCGCCCCAUACAUACAGGAGGACUACCACGUGGUCAGCCCUCACCCUUGAGUCUGAGAACCAGGAGGGAAGCCAGCCUCACCCGGCAGUUUCAGAGCGCAUAAAAGAGUCAUUUUAGACUUCCAUUCUGUAGAUCUGUUUGCUCUCAGGCAAAGAUGGAGAGUCCUUAGUCCUGGGGCACUACUAUGCAUAUUUGAAAAUAAAGUGUGAAACCUCAGCAUCUUCCGUUUUUCAAAGAAUCAUCUCUGAAAAGUAACUACUUUAAACCAAUGCCUAUAACUGCAAGUCUACCAAAAUAAACUUUAAGACUUUCUAUAUA
Phacochoerus africanus (Common warthog) is the source of this 5670-nucleotide messenger RNA. It is a transcript of the gene HLCS, whose product is annotated as holocarboxylase synthetase. Bases 63 to 2681 code for a protein of 872 amino acids. Gene Ontology annotation, biological process: protein modification process. The record is from RefSeq and is a predicted model, not a curated record. Gene Ontology annotation, cellular component: cytoplasm. Lineage: Eukaryota; Metazoa; Chordata; Mammalia; Artiodactyla; Suidae. The transcript has 11 exons. Gene Ontology annotation, molecular function: biotin--[biotin carboxyl-carrier protein] ligase activity.